CCACCAAACUAGCACCAUUUGAGAGCUCAACGGUCACCUCCAUUGUGCCUGUCUCUCCUCUCCAAGCUAGUCAUUCCUCUCCAAAUCCCCCGACUCUCAACACCGCAAUAAUGUCCAACUCUCGUGGCCUCCCCGAUGUCUUGAUGACAAAGGUUGACGAGUAUGUUGACUCGCUCGCUCCACAGAUUCAACCCCGCAUCGCGUCUGAGAUCGACACCUUCCAGACGAGAACCAUUGAUAGUCUUGAGGACCAGGUUGUUGACGCCUUUCGUUCACUCUUCAACAAGGAUAAGAACUCUGGCGAUGGCUCGAGAGGACUGAACGACACACCACCCGAUGCCUACGGCAUCCAAUCCCUGCCCUUCGCCGACGAGAUUGGCAAGCUCACCCGCAGCUUCAGCGUCAUCACAGACGAAGCAGGAGAUGACCUACGAGACAUCUUCAACCUCACCGACGAGGCCCGCGGAGGAGGAGGUGGCGGUCCCGAGACCCAAUCCCGCGGCAUCAGCCACAGCGACUCAUUCGGCGGGGCAAAGGGCUUCCUCUCCUCCGCCAUCAACGUCGUCCAGGACCAUCUAGAGAAAAACAAGGGCUCAGGCGGCGGCGGCGGCCAGGGCUUCGAGCUCGACGGCCUCCUCGGCGUUCUCAGCAAUACCGUCAAGGACGCUGCGCGGAACCCCGAGGAGAAGGCUCGCGUCAUCAGCCCUGAGAUCAAGGAGAAGGUCGGCAUGAAGCUGAGGGAGCAGCACGCGCCUAUUGCGGAGCAGUUCACUAAGAUUGCGCUGGAGCACAUCAAGCGCUGGCUGCGCGGCAACACGAGCACGCGGGACCUCGGCGACGGCGUCAAGGGUGAGAUUGAGGACCAGGUCAAGGAUUUGGUUAAGGGGCUUGGUGGCCUGUUUGGAAACAAGAAGAGCUCGCAAGAGGGUAGCCGUGCUAUCGGUGAUCGCGACGGUCCCGAGGGUGAAGGCGAGAGGGGUGGCUUCUCCAAGGUCAUUAGCGACAAGCUCAGCACGGGUCUGGCAAAGGUACACAGGGAAGUCCGUCUGGAGUUCCGCAAGAUCCUCGGCGCCAUCGAGAAGCAGCUCUUUGAGAUCCUGCCGGACGCCUUCCAGCGACCACUGGAGAAGAUUCUGGGCGGAAACCCAUUCGACUCUCAGCUCGACCACGACGCUGGCGGUCACGCGGACCGCGGGUUCGGAGAUGACAUCAAGGUGAAGCUGGUCAACAAGAUCCGAGCCCUGGUCCGCAAGGUGCAGGAGACGCUGCGCGAGAGCAUCCUCGGCGUCGUCAACGGUGGCCACCGCAAGUUUGAGCGCGAGAGCUGGGUGUUUGUGCAGAACAUUGUCGAGCAAAAGGUGCAAAAGUACCUUCCCAAGGUCAAGAUCAAUGUUCCGGAUGAUAUUGGCAAUGAGAAUGUUAGCGUUGGUGCACCCACGGCGGGAUCGCAGCUCGGUGGUGAGCAUCACUCGGGUCAGUCCCAGGGCCAGGGCCAGAACCAGAACUACGGCCAGAGCCAGAACUACAAUCAGAAUUACAACCAAAACCAGAACCAAGCUUACGACCACAGCCAGGGUCAGAACUACGCAGGAAACCAGAGCCACGGAGGGAACCAAGGUCAUGAGAGCGGCCAAGGCUACGGUGGAAACCAGGGCUAUCAACAGAACCAGGGGUACGGCGAGAACCCGCGUUACUAAAACGUCCUAGGCAUAGGAGACAAAGUCCAACGGCAUCAGAGGGAAUUUGCAUUUGGACAAGGAAAAGGAUAUCAUCGGGGCUAGAUUGAUCCAUAAGCGGCCAUUUUGCCCUGAUAGCUCAAGCUAACGAAUCAUGAAAAGAAACCCACCGAAUCGCACCUUCGUGAC
Colletotrichum phormii is the source of this 1865-nucleotide messenger RNA. RefSeq lists its product as uncharacterized. Lineage: Eukaryota; Fungi; Ascomycota; Sordariomycetes; Glomerellales; Glomerellaceae. The record is from RefSeq and is a predicted model, not a curated record. Bases 111 to 1697 code for a protein of 528 amino acids. The transcript has a single exon.